GGCCGGGUUCCACCACCAGGCUGCACAGGAAACUGCUGCGCCUCCUGCUCCCCUCUCCGCCGGGCCCCGCCGCGGGCUUCGCCUCCAGCCGCCGCCGGGGCUGCGCUGCGGACCAGCCGCUUUCGCUUUCGCCUUCCAGUCUCCUCCGCUGCUGGAGCCCCGGGACCCCCCGUGCGCGGUCAGCUCGGGGAACCCCUUCAAGAACACUGGAUCUUUGUAAGUAGGAUCAGCAUUUUGACUGGAACUUGAAUGCCUCAAAGAUUGAAGUGCAGCAGGAACUUGGAUGACUUGAAAGGUUGCUCAGUAAAUCAUCAAUUCAAGCAGGGCCCACCCCCAACAGAACUUCGCUAUUUAAAAACAUCUGAUUAAGAUCAACAACCAACCACAUGUUCUGUUGCAAAUGGACUUCAUGACAUGUUGGCUUCCUGCUUAAAACACAAAAAGAGGGCAGAUAAACUUAAAGGACAGCAGCUUGUGAUGACAAAGUGCCAAGUGCCAGCUGCCCUCAUUCACCAGAUUGAGCAGGAAUUGGACGAAGAUGAAAAGGAGAUGAUGUUUUUCCUAUGCCGGGAUCUCGUUCCUGAUUUAUCUAAUACAGACAUCAGGGAGCUCCUGGGGGCGCUGAAUGAGAAGGGAAAGCUGCUGUUGGGCUUGUCUGAGCUGUUAUACAGAGUGAGGAGGUUUGACUUGCUGAGGAGGGCACUGCGGACAGAGAGAACAGCAGUGGAGACUGAUCUGGCGAGAUAUCCUAGAAUGGUCUCUGAUUACAGGGUGCUGAUGGUAGAGAUCAAUGAAGAGCUGGAUAAAAAAGAAGUGGGUUCUCUCACUUUCCUGCUCAAGGAUUAUGUGCCACGUAUGAAAAUGGCAAAAGAUAAGAGUUUCCUGGCUGUUGUCAGUGAUCUAGAGAAACUAAAUCUGGUGGCUCCUAAUCAGUUGGAUUUGAUAGAAGACUGUUUGCAGAACAUUCAUAGGAUAGACCUGAAAAAAAAGAUCCAGCGAUACAAAUGUGCAGCUCUGUCCAACAGUGGUUCUCAGCCAAUGUAUAUAAAUGCACUUCAGGCAUCUCUCCCUAACCUGACUCUCAUUGACCCUCCCUACAGUUCAGGGAUCCAGAAUGUGAACAAAGAAAGAUCAUUAAGUGGACAACAUGCCAUUCAGACAGAGCCAGUUCACACAUCAGUACAGGAAUCGGGAGCCACCUCAUCUCAGGGGAAUAAAAAGGUGUAUGACGAUCGGUACAGAAUGCAGAGUUGGCCUUUAGGAAUAUGCCUGAUUAUAGAUUGCAUUGGCAAUGACACAGAUAUACUGGAGGACACCUUUAAAGCUCUAGGCUUUGAAGUUCACUGUUACCAGUAUUUAAGUGUGGAAGCCAUGAACCAAACAUUCCAUGAAGUUGCAAGGCUGCAAAAGCACAGAGACUAUGACAGCUUUAUUUGCAUAUUGGUCAGCCGGGGAAGCCCUCAGAGCAUCUUCUGCACAGACCAGACCUUUCCUGGGUACCCCCUGGAUCGGGUGAAGAAGUUUUUUACUGGAGACUCAUGCCCUGAACUCCUAGGGAAACCAAAACUCUUCUUUAUUCAAAGCUACAUUGUGCCAGCAGAUCAGCAAGAACCCACCAGUCUGCUGGAGGUGGAUGGAAAUGAACAGAAAAUCACUGCCAAUACCACAAGAGCUAGGAACUGUAGUAUUCCCCCAGUAGCAGACAUCUUUUGGAGUCAAUGCAAGGUGGAUGUGUCUGUGCUAGAAAGGUCACCCAGCUCAUCCUCCCAUUAUCUACGCUGUCUGGCUGAGCUCCUGUGCAAUCCUCAUAAAAGAAAGCUCCCCCUACUGGAUAUCCAUAUUGAGCUGAACAGCAGAGUGUAUGAUUGCAACAGGACCUCAGAUCCACAGCAACAAUACUCACUCCUACUACAACACACCUUGAGGAAAAAACUCUUUCUUUUUCCCAGUUAAAAGCUAAUGGAAAUUGCAUGGGACACAAUGUUAAGAUGGGGAUAUCCAUGUGGGCUUUAUCUUCAGUUGUCAUUGUUCCAUGCAUUUUUGAAGUACCUGUUGCUGGAGUAUCUGAGUAUUUUAGAAACAUUUUGGAUGUUGAGGCAUCACAUGUUUCCAAUUUUAAACUUUAGGCAGAAGCUAGGAUAAGAAAGGCAGGUAAUCCAUAGCUCUGUAGCAGAUCUUAUAAGCCAACCAAGCAGAAGGACAAUGUUGAAAGGGUUCUAAACUACAGAUUUCUUGUAUUUAGUUAUGUUUUGAUUUUUGAAACAUACCCAUUAGCAGUGCCCAUUCCGUGCUCCAGUAUUUAAACCAACACAAGAAUCAGCUAAAUUGAUAAGACUGCCACCCCAUGUGUAAUUAUCAUUCAUUCCCAGCCCAUAAUUAGGCAGGAGCUGUUGGAGAGAAUGCCCUCCUGGCAGCUCCAUCUCUUUUGUAGCAAAGAAGUUCUGGCUGGCACGCUUCUCCUGAUUGUAGCAGCACAGAAUGAGAGGAGAGGCCAUUUUAAAGGUCAUCUGGACCCAAACCAUCCAAGGCUUUAAAGGUCAAGACCAACACCCUGAGUUGUACCCAGAAGCCCACAAGUAGUUAUCAGUGUUCUGUGAGCUGUACUGUUAUAUACUCACACUUAACAGACAGGCGCUCUCUCACAUUCUGAACUAACUUCAGCUUCCCAAUGGUCCCAAGAUGUAGCCCUACCUGAAGUCCUUUACAAUAAUCUAAUCUCUCAGUGACAAAAGCCUAGGUAAGGGUAGCUAGGCCUGCCUCUGAAAUAAGAGAUCAUACUUACCACACCAGGUGCAGAUGGAUAAAUGUGCUCUUUGCCACAGCUGACCCCUGGGUAUCCAGCAGCAGCCCAGGAUCUGACGAGACUGCUUAACUGAAUCUGGUUAGCAAAUAACAGCCACCUUCCACCAAGCAGAGGAGUUUAUUUAGCUAGCCCAAUUCCUAGGGCUCCUUGCUUCCACCCUUCUAAUGUUAUUUCAGUCCCAUCUAGAUUGAGUCUCAGACAACUAGACUUAGUGCAUGCUUCAGUUUCAGGCAGACACCAUGUCACCCAUUCCACUGCAGCUUCAGACUCAGUCAUAAGGGCAACGAACAAGUAGGUAUUAUUCAAGUGCUAUAGACACUGCAACCUCUUCACACGCACAAGGUUCAGUUCUUCUGUCCCACUGCAUUUGUACGAGACAAAAGACCUCUGCUCAGUAAUUUUAUUUUUCUUAAUUACCUUCUCCAUUUCCUACAGGAACAAUAAGAGACAGGAUUACCAUAAAUGUAGCAAUUCCUUUCCCUUCCACUUUCUACAAGGCCCUGAUCCUGUGAGCUCUGAGGCACGUGAGUACUUUUGGUUGACCCUCAGUCUUUUUGCAGGAUUGGGGCCUGGAUGAGUCAGUUUUAAGCUUAUGUCACUGGCCUUACUGUGCUUCCAUCCAUGGCAUGGUCCCAUUAUCCCCCCCCCCCUGCCCCCCCCCCCCCUCCUCCUCCACACACACUUCCUCCCCCACCCUGCACACUUAAAGUAAGUAAACACAUAAACCCUGUUGGGAACUAUUUAAUAUUCUUGGUAUAGUUUCCUGUCUACCAAGCAAACUAAGGCCUUGUCUACCCUUAAAAGGUUUUCUGCUAUAACUAUACCAGAAAACUCUCCUAGAGUAGAUGCAAUUGAUAUCAGUUAUACUAGUUGCUGAUAUAGCUUACGCUAGUUCCCCUGCAAAAUAAGCCAUGGUUGCAAAAAGGACAUUUUUCCUGGUAUCCCUGCAUCCGCAUGAGGGCUUUUGCCAACAGCUGUGCCAGCAAAAUAUAAGGUCCCUAACUGACAUAGCUAUGCAGGCAAAACUUUUAAGGGUAGACCAGGCCUAAGAGAGGGCUGCCAGAGGUGAAGUGCUUGGUGGCUUGGCCAGUAAGUUUGUUUUAGAAGUGACUAUUCUGUUUACCAAACCCACAGCAUAUUGCCUGCUGUGGGCUUGGCCAUAACUUUCAGUAACUCUCCCUUGAAGACUGCUUUUAAUUUUCAUCCCAAAAAAUCAGCACAAGCCUUGAAACAGUUCCUGCAGUCAAAACAAUGGAAAUUUAACAAUUAGCCCAGAGUUGGGCAAAAUGUGGCUGAGGAAAGAAGACUCAACCAAGAAAAUACAGAAAUGCUGCAGAGAAAAACAUGUAUAUUUAUUUAUACUAAUAUAUAAUUUUUAUGUAAUAAA
Molecule: messenger RNA, 4190 nt
Organism: Chelonoidis abingdonii (Abingdon island giant tortoise)
Lineage: Eukaryota; Metazoa; Chordata; Testudines; Testudinidae
Gene: CFLAR
Product: CASP8 and FADD like apoptosis regulator
Biological process (GO): proteolysis; regulation of apoptotic process
Molecular function (GO): protein binding; cysteine-type endopeptidase activity
Source: RefSeq, a predicted model, not a curated record